This is a messenger RNA of Symbiodinium pilosum, 3381 nucleotides long. The record is from the annotation of a GenBank genome assembly. Lineage: Eukaryota; Dinophyceae; Suessiales; Symbiodiniaceae.
AUGGAGUUGCGUGGAGAAUGGGCUGGAUUCGACCUGCUGACCGUGGGUGGAGAGAAGCUCAUGGUGCAUCGUCGCGGGAAUCUGGUCAUGGUCUCUGGUUGCAUCACCACAGUGUCACCGAUGAAGCAGAAGGCAAACUUCGACCUCAACAUUGGCCAGGUUCCUCACUAUUGCAAUCCGCAGCGCUACAUUCCCUUCGUGGCUCCCACUGCCAUGUCACGCUACGAAGGCAUCAAGCAAUGCGGCACCAGCUCAAUACUGCGAGAUGAUGGCAAGCUGAUGAUCAAUUUCAACAAGAACACGAACCCCAUGGUGCUGCACUUCUCUGGUCUCAUCUUCAACGUCCAAGGCGAGCCGGAAGAGGAGAUUGAGAUCGCGCACCGGGACCGCCCCAAACCGGGCAAGGAGGUGAAGGAUGUCCUGGGCAAGGGCAAAGGCAAGGGCAAGGACGAAGACAUGUCACCUACGAGGCGCCAAGAGCUUCGAGCAUCACAGCAGGACCCACCCGGAUUGCAGCGGGAGAACGGCAUUGUGACCCUACAGGGCUCACUCCUCGAAGCGACGUAUGGAUUCUCCAAUCUGCUGGUUGGCUACUUGCCAGAGGGCUACCGGCCCAAGCGCGAGAUCCGCUGCCUGGCGCCGCUGAUUCAUAUGCCCAAGCAGGAUGACUUUGCAUGCUGCCCCAUUGCUGAUCAAACCAUUGCGCUGACUGUGAAGCCUGACGGCAACAUCUUCGUUCAGGGUGGCAACCAGCAUGCCGUGGACCAGAAGGGCCUCAUGCGUGUGCUUCCACAGAGAAAGAGGGGCAUCCUGAGUUUUGAUGGCAUCCGCUUCUCCCAGGCCAAUCAAGGGUUGCCAAUAACCCUCGCAGCAGGUUUGGGCAGCAAGAAGAGCUCUAGCAAGCUGUUGCAGAAGCUUGGCAGCAGCGACAGCUCAGCUAUCGCGUUGAAGCAUGGCGAUUUGGUUCUGCUUGAGGGCGGAUUGGACUGGACCAACAGCAAGACACUCAACAACAAGCAGGUCAUUGCCAGAUUGCCGGAAGGCUGCUGGCCACGCCGACGGGAGAUCUUCUUCACUCGAGGGCGAGAUGAGGAGAGACGACGUGUCGACAUCGACAUGUGGGGGCGGAUCUUUUGCCCUGAAGGUGACGACAAGACGAGUGACGGUGGCCAUGUCGAGCUCAGUGGCAUUGCAUUCAUGGCUGCCGCCGAGCCACCUCUGCUUCAACCACUGGAACCAGAGUUUGAUGACCUGAAGCUUCUGUACAACCGCACUGUGGUGGACGUUGCAGCUGGUUCCUUCAAGGGGCAUGAGCUGCUGGAGCAGUUCAUUCGACGGUGUAGUCAUUACGAGUGGAACCUGCUGAAGUACAACAUGGCCCGGCAUGCUGGUCGGAGCAUGCUGACUCCUUUGGGCGAUGCGCCGCUCAGGGGUUGGGAGCGAGGCAACGAGUACAACCUCGACAAAGACUGUCACCGUCUUUGGCGAGAUGUGCUGAAGCACAAGCUGGACGAGCACUGGGGCAUAACCACAUGGCACACUUUGAUGCACCUCUCGGAUGCGAUGCUGGACAAGGUGCUCGAGUGUUGCAGCCAACAGCUGGGCGACCGCGACCGCAAGCUGCUGAAGAAGAGCAAACGCAUUUGCGAAGGAGAUUGGGAAAGAAAGCGCCACCCUGGGCUGAACUUUAACCGCCUGGGGGAGAUUGCAGCAGACAUUGUUGACCACAUGUUUGAGCACUGGGACUUUUCGGCCCAGCUACAAGGCCUUAUGAAGAACGACUUCCGCGCUCCGGAGACCAUCAAGCAUCUUUUUCCGCGGCAUGUGGCGAAGUGGCAGGAGAAGCUUAUCAAGGACAACAUAGCUGAGAAGGAAAUGGGGAAGUUCGAAGAGAUCCGGCAGUUCUUCUUCCUGUAUGAGACCACAGGGAGCAACAUGACACACUGCAGCUUGAUGGGCUCCUCUGACCUCUUCACGACCACUGGGAAGUGGUACUUUCCCGAUGCUCCAGAUGUGCAGAGGCAACUCUUUGAGAACGUUGCCUGGCUCUACGACAGGAAUAUCCACCACUAUAUCUCUGAGCGGCAGACUCCAACGUUUCCGUUCAUCGAGGACUUUGACAUUCAGGCGGCGAAGGACUACCGGCCCAUCCCCCCUGGCCGAGAAUGGGCUGACCCGCCAGACGAUCUCUUCGUCACGAUGCCCAUUCGCCAUGGCCCUGAGCCCUUCGACGUUGGUGGGGAUCCGGGCUUUGUUCUGAAGCACCGGGCAACAGCGAUUCACAUGAUGUAUCCGCACAUCGAGGAGCUUUACUGUCUGGUGUAUUCGGCAUCUGGCUACAAUAAGGGGAAGGAGAUGGUCAAAUCGUCCUUCCAUCUGGUGUGGCCUCAGAUCGUGGUCGAUCCUUCCCGAGCUCAAGCGAUUCGCUACGUAACCCUGGGCAUCUUCAAGAACGAGACGAACAAGCAAGGGUCAGACAUCCAGCUGCUGCAAGAGAAGCUGAUGGAGAUGGACCGCAGCAAUGAAUGGGAGCUGGUCUUUGACAGCACCACCAUCAAUGCCAGAAAUGGCCUGCGACUGCCCUAUUCUGACAAAGCGUCCAUGGUCGUCAAAGAUCCGGAGGAUAAGGCGCGGAUUGCACGCGGAGAGCUCUCCAAGAACUCGGCCUUCAAGAUACGAGUCGUUGAAGAGCGGCCCUCGAAAGCUGUGGGGCGCAUCAACUUCAGCUUCGUCAAGGAUGAAGAUGGAGAAGAGCGCAUCCAAGCCAGGUGGGUGCAGGACGAGAAGUCGCAGGAGCGGUCGGAGUGGAUCCGAAUGGGUUCUUGCCGCCUGGACCAAGCUGACGCGAUCUCGACAAAGAUGACUCCUUGGCAACUGGGUCCGGAAGUAAUGGGUCUGCUGCCGAAGAAGCCAGGUGAGAAGUAUUACCGUGAAUCCGAAGAUGACCAAGGUAUCUUCAGAACCCACGUCAGCUACCCCAACAUCCUACGCUGCGCGCUCUCUGUCGAUGAGUUUGUCGCCAAGUUUGACGAGCAGCUGGGGGAAGAGAUGGAUGCACUUUUGGGGGAAGGCGAGUUCGAUCUGCGAAAGAGAAUAGCAGGCCAGUGGAUUACCGUAACGGAAGACCAGGCCAUGUGGCGGGCUCCUGCAGCGCGACAAUUCUCCCACAAGUUCCCGGACUGGCACUGGGGCUCUCGCUCCAAGCAGCUCCUCCGUCCGGCAGAGCUAACCUUCCUCAAGAGCGUGGGCAAGGUGAUUGUGGAUGGCCCGGAUGAUGUUCGGACGGCGCUCGUCCGUGUUUUGAAGUUAUGCCGGACGGAGAUGGACGACAAUCCGAUUAUGCCCGUCUUCGACACGGAAAUGAUGCACAGUUUCCCCUGA